ACUAUAUAAAUGCAAACAGACAACAGGUGACUAUCAUCAUGAGAUGGAUACGAAUAAUUUCUUAAAAUGGCUCAAAGAAAAGUUGCUACCUAACUUACCGCCGAACGGUAUAGUCGUCAUUGACAAUGCACCUUACCAUUCGACUCAAUCAAUAAAGGCCACGAGUGGAUCUCUCAAAGCUGAGAUGCAAAACUGGUUGCGUGAUAAUAACAUUCCGUUUGACGAGAAUAUGACGAGAAAGGAAUUGUACCCGAUAGUUUUAAGGACAAAGCCUCCAAAAAAAAUACGUCGUCGACGAUUUAAUGAACGAGCAUGGUCAGGACGUACGCCACCCUAUCACUGUGACUUAAAUCCGAUUGAAUAUAUCUGGAAUCUACUGAAGCAAAGGGCGGUAGACAAAAAUGUUAGCCAGUCAGAAAAAGAAAUAGAAAAAUUAACUAGAGAUGCGAUAAUUCCAUCACACCUUCCGACUGGAAAAAAGAAGUGAAUCACGUUGAAAGAUUACAACAGGAGUAUUGGGAGAAAGACCAGCUUGAAGAAGAAAAUGUUCGGAAAAUGAUUAUAUCCCUAGGCGAGUUCGGACAGUGAGAUCAGCGAUAGCGAUGAGGAGACAAUGACUGGCAUCGAGCCAAUCAUAUAUUCUGAAGAAGAUUUUUAGUACUUACUUAUAUUAUGUAGUUUUUUGUAAUAAACACUUCUUGUUCCCACCUAAC
This is a messenger RNA of Aricia agestis (brown argus), 713 nucleotides long. RefSeq lists its product as uncharacterized. NCBI's taxonomy places the organism in Eukaryota, Metazoa, Arthropoda, Insecta, Lepidoptera, Lycaenidae. Gene Ontology annotation, molecular function: nucleic acid binding. The transcript is spliced from 2 exons. The record is from RefSeq and is a predicted model, not a curated record. Bases 44 to 487 code for a protein of 147 amino acids.